CCCCCCCCCCCCGGCAUCCACAGCGGUUGACGCAUCAAAUGGAGCAUGCCUUGCCUGUGCCAUGCAGAAGCCGGCAGGCAGACAACAACACACCUAGCGAUCGGUUAUAAAAACACAAGACUCAAUGCAGAUAACCUUUCCCGCUUUUGCAGUCAUCUAGACGCUCCUUCAUAUCCUGAAGCUCGACUUCUUCAUGCCACUUACGACCCCGUCGAGAACGAGCAGGCCCGUCCGCGAGUCUUGGGCAGUCUAUGACAACCUCAUCGAGAAGGCUUUUGCUCCACGAGACUCCCUUGAGGUGUCGACACCGACGCAGUCACCGACACUCCAUUCUCGUGAGGUAGAGCCAGCUCUCCCUGACAUACCCGAAAUACCACCAUUAUCGGCAGAUGAGAAGAGCCGAGAGGCAAUCGAGGCGCUAUGGGAGCAGGUACUUGAGCGGAAGGCUAAGGUCCUAGCUAGUCUACCUAGCAAGGUCGAGUCGUUGGAGGGUGUGUUGCCCAUCGAGAGGGCACCGACCACAUCAUCGUCACCGCCGCCGAGACUACGACGAAAGAACAGUGCGGAGUUCGGGCUGUCACCUGACGGCAAAUUGAUUGUGUCGACAUUUGAUAUGACCGAUGUUGGCAAGCAAGACAUGCACGUCAGCUUCAAAGGCAACAAAAUCAUCGUGGCGUGGCGUCGAGUGAAGAUCACCGAGAAGCGCGAAGAUGACGCACUAGUCCGAGAGCGGAAAGAGAAGCAGUACAGCCAAAUUAUUCCUCUACCGGAUGGAACCUCGUUUGAUGAAGUUCGCGCCGUGCGCACUGGCUCAACUCUCAUGGUGACAUAUCCUAACUUACGUUGCGUACGGGUGAACGCGACUGAUACAUCAUCGACGGUCUUUUCAUCUGGCGAGACUGAAUUUGGCACCUGUGUAACACCUACCGGAACGCUCUUCGAGGCUAUGGAAAAGCUCUGGAACAAAAAGUCGUGAAUGCUUGCCGAGGGCUGGCCCCUCGAACUCUUAGGUUGCGCAAGUUAAUGAUUAUACUUUGCAAGCGUGCGUAUAUGUAGAGUAGUAGAUUAGUCCUCUUUGAUUAUUGUUAGCUCCUGAAGCAGUGCAUGGCGGCCCGGACUGCUGCGUCUGAUCAAUGAAUCCGGUUGACGCAACCUUUC
Messenger RNA from Phanerochaete carnosa HHB-10118-sp, 1158 nucleotides. RefSeq lists its product as uncharacterized. Bases 194 to 976 code for a protein of 260 amino acids. NCBI's taxonomy places the organism in Eukaryota, Fungi, Basidiomycota, Agaricomycetes, Polyporales, Phanerochaetaceae. The transcript has 5 exons. The record is from RefSeq and is a predicted model, not a curated record.